CCACAAUCAUCAAGAAAACAAAACUCGCUUUUUUAUAAUCAAAUCCUCUCAAGCUUUUUGAAAAGUCACAUCUUUGAGAAGACAAUGGCUCGUACGAAGCAAACCGCUAGGAAAUCCACCGGAGGUAAAGCUCCCAGGAAGCAACUCGCCACCAAGGCGGCGAGGAAAUCUGCACCGACCACCGGAGGAGUCAAGAAGCCUCACCGUUACCGUCCCGGAACCGUCGCACUUCGUGAGAUUCGUAAGUACCAGAAGAGUACUGAAUUGUUGAUCCGCAAGCUUCCCUUCCAGCGUCUCGUUCGUGAAAUCGCUCAGGACUUCAAGACGGAUCUGAGGUUUCAGAGUCACGCGGUGUUAGCUCUACAAGAGGCGGCUGAGGCAUACCUUGUUGGACUUUUCGAGGAUACCAAUCUUUGCGCUAUUCACGCCAAAAGGGUUACGAUCAUGCCUAAGGACAUUCAAUUGGCUAGAAGAAUUCGUGGAGAACGUGCUUAAGCUUUUUUACCUAAUUCGAUUUAGAUUUUUACGUUGAUGUAUUAGUGUGUUUGGGAUUCUUCCUUCCUUUUACUCUUUUAUUUUUACCAAGUACAUGGUGUUGUUAAUUGUUCAACUUACAGCUCCUUUUUAAGCAAUAGCAAUGAUAAAAUCUUUCCUUUCUU
Arabidopsis arenosa is the source of this 659-nucleotide messenger RNA. NCBI's taxonomy places the organism in Eukaryota, Viridiplantae, Streptophyta, Magnoliopsida, Brassicales, Brassicaceae. The record is from the annotation of a GenBank genome assembly.